GACUGGACGGACGCUUCUUCAGGAACAACAAUGCGCCAACUCUUUCAACCACGUCGGUAGCUUGCUAGCCAACAUAAAACUGAAAGAUUGACGUUUUAGACCAUGCUAAUGUACAUUAUCUAAUCUCAGUGUUUUAAACGAUUUUCGGUUAACGUAUCAACUGGUUCAAUUUGCAAACGUGUUAAAGAUUGAUACUGAGCCUAGCACUAGGCUAGACGCUAAUGCUAGCUAGCUAGCUAACAUCCCUGACCAUGAGCUCACUAAACUACUCCUCCCUUACUAAUGAAGAGGGGGUCUGCUGUAUGGAGAAAGAAUCUUUCAGAAUGAAAAAGGAGGAAGAGGAGGCUGUUAUAGUGAAAGAAGAGAAAGAACCGUUUAGAGAGGAAGAUGAUGCUAUCUCAAUAAAGGUGAAGGAGGAAGACUUUUUGGGAGUGAAAGAGGAGGAGACAGAAUAUCAGAUUAACACCAGAGAGACACAUGACUAUCGUGGAUCCUCUGGGAAGCCUCAACAACAUCCUGAUGCUGACGAGGAAGAGAAGAGUCUCUCCAGAUCAGAACACCAGAUGGACAACGCUAGCCCUUCCACCCUCUCGGAGUCCCCGUGUCAUGCCUCUCCUGUUAGCACCUUGCUGCUGGUGGACUGCAGGAAAACAAUGAGGUUGAGUGGAACUGUGGGAGGAGGAGAAGAGAGGAAAGGAUCAGAUUUGACUCAAAGAGAAAGGCCAGACUCGGAGGAACCAGAGCCAGGGACGUCCAAACUAGCAAGACGACACCACUGCUACCACUAUGGAAAGAGUUGUAACCGGUUAUGGGACCUGAAACAACAUGAGAGAAUACACACAGGGGAGAAGCCUUACCACUGCUCCCAGUGUGGAGAGCGUUUCAACUGGAAAUCAAACCUGAAAGCCCAUGAGAGAAUACACACAGGAGAGAAGCCUUACCACUGCUCCCAAUGUGGAAAGUGCUUCAACCAGUCGGGGGACCUGAAACAACAUGAGAGAAUACACACAGGAGAGAAGCCUUACCACUGCUCCCAGUGUGGAAAGAGUUUUCGCCGGAAAGCACACCUGAAACAACAUGAAAGAAUACACACAGGAGAGAAGCCUUACCACUGCUCCCAGUGUGGAAAGAGUUUUCGCCGGAAAGCACACCUGAAACAACAUGAAAGAAUACACACAGGGGAGAAGCCUUACCACUGCUCCCAGUGUGGAGAGCGUUUCAACUGGAAAUCAAACCUGAAAGCCCAUGAGAGAAUACACACAGGAGAGAAGCCUUACCACUGCUCCCAAUGUGGAAAGUGUUUCAGCCAGAGAGUAAACCUGAAACGACAUGAAAGAAUGCACACAGGAGAGAAGCCUUACCACUGCUCCCAGUUUGGAAAGAGUUUCAACCAUCCAGGGAAGCUGAAAGCUCAUGAAAGAAUACACACAGGAGAGAAGCCUUACCACUGCUCCCAGUGUGGAAAUUGUUUCACCCGGUCGGAGAUGCUGAAAGCUCAUGAAAGGAUACACACAGGAGAGAAGCCUUACCACUGCUCCCAGUGUGGAAAGCGUUUCAACUGGAAAUCAAACCUGAAAGCCCACGAGAGAAUACACACAGGAGAGAAGCCUUACCACUGCUCCCAAUGUGGAAAGUGUUUCACCCGGUCGGGGAUGCUGAAAGCUCAUGAGAGAAUACACACAGGAGAGAAGCCUUACCACUGCUCCCAAUGUGGAAAGUGUUUCAACCAGAGAGGAAACCUGAAACAACAUGAGAGAAUACACACAGGAGAGAAGCCUUACCACUGCUCCCAAUGUGGAAAGAGUUUCAACCAGAAAGCAAACCUGAAAGCUCAUGAGAGAAUACACACAGGAGAGAAGCCUUACCACUGCUCCCAAUGUGGAAAGAGUUUCAACCAGAAAGCAAAGCUGAAAGCUCAUGAGAGAAUACACACAGGAGAGAAGCCUUACCACUGCUCCCAAUGUGGAAGGUGUUUCAACCAGUCGUGGGCGCUGAAACAACACGAGAGAAUACACACAGGAGAGAAGCCUUACCACUGCUCCCAAUGUGGAAAGUGUUUCAACCAGUCGAGGGAGCUGAAACAACAUGAGAGAAUACACACAGGAGAGAAGCCUUACCACUGCUCCCAAUGUGGAAAGUGUUUCAACCAGAGAGUAAACCUGGAAGCUCAUGAGAGAAUACACACAGGAGAGAAGCCUUACCACUGCUCCCAGUGUGGAAAGAGUUUCAACCGGAAAGCAAACCUGAAAGCCCAUGAGAGAAUACACACAGGAGAGAAGCCUUACCACUGCUCCCAAUGUGGAAAGUGUUUCAACCAGUCGGGGGAGCUGAAACAUCAUGAGAGAAUACACACAGGAGAGAAGCCUUACCACUGCUCCCAAUGUGGAAAGUGUUUCAACCGGUCGGGGGAGCUGAAAGAACAUGCGAGAAUACACACAGGAGAGAAGCCUUACCACUGCUCCCAAUGUGGAAAGUGUUUCAUCCAUUCAGGGGAUCUGAAACGACAUGAGAGAAUACACACGGGAGAGAAGCCUUACCACUGCUCCCAAUGUGGAAAGUGUUUCAACCAGAGAGGAAACCUGAAAAAGCAUGAGAAAAUGCACACAGGGGAGAAGCCUUACCACUGCUCCCAGUGUGGAAAGAGUUUUCACCAGAAAGCACACCUGAAAGCUCAUGAGAGAAUACACACAGGAGAGAAGCCUUACCACUGCUCCCAAUGUGGAAAGUGUUUCAACCAGUCGGGGGAGCUGAAACAACAUGAGAGAAUACACACAGGAGAGAAGCCUUACCACUGCUCCCAAUGUGGAAAGUGUUUCAACCAGAGAGUAAACCUGAAACAACAUGAGAGAAUACACACAGGAGAGAAGCCUUACCACUGCUCCCAGUGUGGAAAGAGUUUCAAUCGGAAAGCAAACCUGAAAGCUCAUGAGAGAAUACACACAGGAGAGAAGCCUUACCACUGCUCCCAAUGUGGAAAGUGUUUCAACCAGUCGGGGGAGCUGAAACUACAUGAGAGAAUACACACAGGAGAGAAGCCUUACCACUGCUCCCAUUGUGGAAAGUGUUUCGUCCAUUUGGAGGUGCUGAAACAGCAUGAGAGAAUACACACAGGGGAGAAGCCUUACUACUGCUACCAGUGUGGAAAGGGUUUCAACCAGAGAGGAAACCUGAAACUGCAUGAGAGAAUACACACAGGAGAGAAGCCUUACCACUGCUCCCAAUGUGGAAAGCGUUUCGUCCGUUCGGUGGAGCUGAAACAACACGAGAGAAUACACACAGGAGAGAAGCCUUACCACUGCUCCCAGUGUGGAAAGAGUUUCAGCCGGAAAGCAUUCCUGAACCAACACGAGAGAAUACACACAGGGGAGAAGCCUUACCACUGCUCCCAGUGUGGAAAGCGUUUCAACCAUUCAGGGAAGCUGAAUCGGCAUGAGAGAAUACACACAGGAGAGAAGCCUUACCACUGCUCCCAAUGUGGAAAGUGUUUCAACCAGUCGGGGGAGCUGAAACAACACGAGAGAAUACACACGGGAGAGAAGCCUUACCACUGCUCCCAGUGUGGAAAGCGUUUCAACCAUUCAGGAAAGCUGAAACGGCAUGAGAGAAUACACACAGGAGAGAAGCCUUACCACUGCUCCCAAUGUGGAAAGUUCUUCAGCCAGAUAGGAUACCUGAAACAACAUGAGAGAAUACACACAGGGGAAAAGCCUUACCACUGCUCCCAGUGUGGAAAGUGUUUCAACAAUUCAGGGACGCUGAAACGACAUGAGAGAAUACACACAGGGCAGAAGCCUUACCACUCCUCCCAGGGUGCAAAGCUUUUGCCCAUUUAGGAAGCCUGAAAGAACACAUUAGACUGCACACA
Molecule: messenger RNA, 3865 nt
Organism: Oncorhynchus mykiss (rainbow trout)
Lineage: Eukaryota; Metazoa; Chordata; Actinopteri; Salmoniformes; Salmonidae
Source: RefSeq, a predicted model, not a curated record